UAUGAAAUGAGAUAACAGUUUAAUAUUACACAUCUCCAUCGCGUCUGAUAGGUGUUUACGAAUUCACUUAACUCUGAUUUGUAUGCUUUUCUGUUACGGACGUGAAAUAGGUUGGCCAUUGUAGCGCGAAGGAACGCAUUAUUGUACGAAAAUCCUGAUUGCUGGGCUCGGUGAAAUCUGUGCCAGGAACGAGUGAAACCCGGGUCCACGCGAGAAGUCGGCUUCGCACCUGGGAGUAUCCUGAGGCGAUAACGGGAGAUAACGCAGCUUUGUCUUGAGCGCACCAGUUGCUUGAUGCUUAGCCGAGGCUGCGAAUCGUAGAAUGGUUCUGAGGACUGCCACAGCAAGGCUGGUGGCGGCGCUGCUGGCGGCGUGGGUGUGCGCGGCUGCCGGCGCCGGCCGCUGCCCGCCGGGCUGCCGCUGCUCGCCGGACGGGCUGUCCGCGUCGUGCGUCGACCUGCAGGCGGACCGCCUGCCCCAGGGGCUGGCGCCCACGCUCUCCACGCUCGACGUCUCCCACCACCGGCUGCGCGCCGUCGACGGCCGCACCUUCGCCGACCUGCCGCAGCUGCAGACGCUCGACGUUUCGCGCGGACGCAUCACGCAGGUUUCAGAUGGCGCAUUCCACGGGCUGGCGCGACUCCACCAGCUUGUGCUGUCGGACAACUGGCUGACUUCCGUGCCGGUGGACGCGUUCCCAGCCAGCCUGCUGGAGCUGGACCUCUCGAACAACCCACUGUCGCUGCCCACGGCUGGGCCCUUCCUGAGGGCGGAGGGCAUCACCACGCUCAACCUGUCGCACUGUGCCGUCACCUCCGUGGGCGACGACGUCUUCUCACAGAUGCCGUCGCUCGUACAGCUCGAUCUAAGGGGGAACCCCCUGAACCAGCUGUCACCGUUGGCCUUCCUUGGGCUGCGCCAGCUCUUUGUGGACGAGGGCUCUUUGGGCGUCCAUACCUAUGCUGUCAAGCAGGUCGUCCAGGAUGUGGUCGAAGUGCCCAGGAUAGGUGCGACCACGCUAGAAGACUUCACGCCGGAGCAGCAGCUACAUCAAGGUGAUCCCCUUGUGGAAGAUCCUCCCUCUGUGUAUGACGAUCCGGAAACAGACGCCUACACCGAUAGCGCUUCAAAUGGCGCAGUGGGCUGGCAGAAAGACACUCCGGUCUUCAACGAUUUCUCGUCUCUGUUCGGACCGGUGCCCCAGGACGCGGCCGACUCUAACCUCUUCAAAGGGGCUCCGUUCCAGGCGACGGGCGAGGUGACCGUGGUGUACGCGGCGGACCUGAAGAACCUGAAGGACACGCUGCUGGUGCUGGCGGCGCUCGCCGUGCUGUGCUUCCUGCUGGCGGCCUUGCAGAGGGCGGUGGAUGGCGCCAGAGCGGCCCGCGGCCGGCGGCGCUGCCUGCUCGACGCCUGCUCCAGGGGGGGCCGCGACCGUCAGCGCCCGCCCCAGCAGAGCCCGGACGACGGCGACUUCUUCUGGUGGGACACGGAGACCUCCUGGUCGGAGGCGGGGAAGCCCCGCAGCGGCGACCUGCCGCCCCCGUACCCCUACCCGCCCACCUACGAGGACAGUCUCACCGUCACCGUCACUCCCAACUCCAACUGUGACGGGCAGGCAGACAGCGCCACCAGAGUCUGGCACCAGCCCGCCAGCGUUCACCAAGCGAGGGGGCAACCUGACGCGGUCGACAACUCACGCGUGUCGCGCUCUGCUGACGCGUAACGCGUCUGUCCUAGUAGUCUUAUUCAAAGUAAAGUAGAGCGUCGAUAAUCCGAAGUAAUUGGGGGACAUGGGUGUUCGGAAAACUGGUAUCUUCGGAUAAUCGAACUGUACAUGUUUCUUUGCCAAAAAGAAGUACUGUACAGUAAAUUUAUUCAUAAAAACAGGCGUCUCUUUCAGUAUUACAAAGUAACAUACAAAGCCAACUUCAGUGAGAAUAUAUAGUAUGUGGCACAGUUUAUUAAACAAAAAUAUAUACAAUAUCACAUACGCA
Messenger RNA from Schistocerca gregaria, 1997 nucleotides. RefSeq lists its product as uncharacterized. Gene Ontology annotation, molecular function: protein binding. The transcript is spliced from 5 exons. Bases 323 to 1726 code for a protein of 467 amino acids. NCBI's taxonomy places the organism in Eukaryota, Metazoa, Arthropoda, Insecta, Orthoptera, Acrididae. The record is from RefSeq and is a predicted model, not a curated record.